AUGCACGGCAGCAGAGGCUAUGAUUUCUCAGAGGUUCUGCGCUGGUUUGGAGAGCGAGUGGACCGUAUCAUUCUCCUCUUUGACGCCCAUAAGCUAGACAUAUCUGAUGAGUUUUCUGAAGCGAUCAAAGCUUUCCGUGGGCAGGAUGACAAAAUCCGUGUGGUACUGAACAAGGCUGACCAGGUGGACACUCAGCAGCUGAUGCGGGUUUAUGGUGCGCUGAUGUGGUCGCUGGGGAAGGUGAUCAAUACUCCAGAGGUGACGAGGGUCUAUCUCGGCUCUUUUUGGGCCAAACCUCUCCAAAAUGCAGACAAACGGCGUCUGUUUGAAGCUGAAACACAAGAUCUCUUCAGAGACAUCCAGAGUUUGCCUCGCAACGCUGCCCUGCGUAAGCUGAAUGACCUCAUCAAAAGAGCUCGGCUUGCUAAGGUGCAUGCUUACAUCAUCAGCUACUUGAAGAAGGAAAUGCCUUCCCUGUUUGGAAAAGAGAAGAAAAAGGAAGAGCUGAUUGCCCACCUGCCUGAGAUCUAUCAGAUUCUGCAAAGAGAGCACCACAUCUCACCUGGAGAUUUCCCUAAUGUCAUUAAAAUGCAGGAGCAACUGCAACACUACGACUUCAGCAAGUUCCCUUCUUUGAAAGUAAAGUUGAUUGAAUCUGUGGACAGAAUGUUGUCCACCAAGAUCUCAAGUCUGUUGAACAUGAUCCGAGAGGAAGAACGCAAACAGCCUCCUCAGAUGGUAAUGGGUGGAGCCUUUGAGGACUCGUCCAAUGGGCCUUUUGGUCACGGUUAUGGUGAGGGUAUCAGUGCAGGGGCUGAUACUGAGGACUGGAUCGUUAGUCGCGACAAACAUCGCUACGACGAAAUCUUCUACACACUGAUGCCUAUCAAUGGGAAGGUAACUGGCAUCAAUGCCAAGAAGGAGAUGAUGAAUUCUCAUCUGCCCAACACUGUACUGGGAAAGAUCUGGAAGCUGGCAGACUGUGAUAAGGACGGCAUGCUGGAUGAUGAAGAAUUUGCUCUGGCUCAGCAUCUUAUUAAAGUCAAACUAGAGGGAUUUGAGCUUCCUACAGAGCUACCAAAUCACCUAGUGCCUCCAUCGCACAGGAAGAACCCCACUGCAGACAUCAUGUACAACCACCAGGAGAAUUGAUCAUCUUCAUAUCUGCAUAUUUAUCAGCCAGUUGCUAGCACAAAGUGGCCUUUGAAUACUGAAGUCUUACUUCAUUGAAAGGGAUGAAGCUUUAUUGGUUAAGCCAUCUUUCAUCAACAGACAUGUGUGACUUUCACAUGCCCAAGAUUAAGUAUGUUUGAAUAUUUGUGCACUCAGUAUUAAAGAACAACAUGCAUAUUAAAAUUACAGUCCAUGUAAUUGAUUACUUCUACAUUUUUUCCCUGACCUUGUGUUAUUUCGACAUGUGCUUGCAGACUGUAAAAAUGGAUGGCAGUGCAGUUCAUUAGGCAGUGCUUUCAACGUUAUAUUACAUUUCAUAAUAAAUAACAAUUUCAGUUAAGUAUGCAUAACAGCAGCCAAAAAUAAUACACACAGAAGCACUGACAGAAGCAUCCAUUCAUUUCACUCAUUCUGACAGUGUGGAUAUCGAUUAAAUUAAUUUUGAAACAUUUCCAUGAAUGUACACUUUUCAUAUGAACUGCAUCAUAAUGCUGAAAUAGACUAUUUGUGAGCAUUUUUAAUGUGGGCAAAAUUGAGAGUAAUUCAGUGUUUCAUGAUGCAGUUAAAAUUAUGUUCAAUACUACAUACAAAAAAUACUGCAUACACUUUUCUUACACUGGGUGUUACUUUUUUUUGGAUCGAAUUAUGUGACAUUGAUUAAAUGUACAAAUUAAAAACAGCAUUACACUGAACAGUACUGAGUUUUGCCAACGUUUUUUGUUGUGUAUACUAUUUCUGUCUUACAUUGACUAGGUUGUGAAGAGUUAUAGUAGUUUAUAGCGGCAAGCAUUUAGAAAUGUGAAACAUCUACAUUUAAAAAAAUAAUCCUGCAAAAACAGUCUACAAUUUCAGUAUUCAUGAGUGUUCCAGUACCACGCUUCUUCCUUACUUUUUUUAGAUUGUCAGCCUGGAGAGAUUGUCAUCCAACUCUAUUCUCUGCCUUCUAAUUUAAAAAAAAAACUUUUU
Molecule: messenger RNA, 2139 nt
Organism: Sinocyclocheilus grahami
Lineage: Eukaryota; Metazoa; Chordata; Actinopteri; Cypriniformes; Cyprinidae
Product: EH domain-containing protein 4-like
Exons: 4
Coding region: 1-1152 (383 amino acids)
Biological process (GO): endosomal transport; endocytosis
Cellular component (GO): plasma membrane; cytoplasm
Molecular function (GO): GTP binding; calcium ion binding; protein binding
Source: RefSeq, a predicted model, not a curated record